Rhipicephalus sanguineus (brown dog tick) is the source of this 5787-nucleotide messenger RNA. It is a transcript of the gene Wdr33, whose product is annotated as pre-mRNA 3' end processing protein WDR33-like. NCBI's taxonomy places the organism in Eukaryota, Metazoa, Arthropoda, Arachnida, Ixodida, Ixodidae. The record is from RefSeq and is a predicted model, not a curated record. Gene Ontology annotation, cellular component: mRNA cleavage and polyadenylation specificity factor complex. Gene Ontology annotation, molecular function: protein binding.
AAUACAAGAUGGCCGCUGCGAGUUUUGUCUUGGUGCGUGCGUUGCAGUCGUAGUGUGGAGAAUUGUCUUUCCUUAAGUGACCAUAUUUGUGGACAUUUAUCUCGCUCACGCCGCUGGAAGUUGUAGUGCUUAGCGUACUGGCCACGCCAUGAGCGUGAGGACUUGACUGCCCGUGAAAUCUGUCGAAUCGUGCGAAGCCGGCCUCAAGGCGUCAGGAUGCAUGAGAUGCCAGCUUUGACCGAGUCCUCUUAGCCCCAUCGAAAACAUUCUUUCACGUGACGCCAGCAUGCAGGUGAUUCAGACGCAGCCGAUGACUCCUGCUGGCCGCUUCCAGUACGGAGGUGGCCCCAAGUAUGGCGGGGGCUACGGAGGGCCACGCAACCCAGGAGGACCCUACGGCCCCGUCGGAGGUCGACCCGGCAUGACCUCCAUGCAGAGCAUCGAAUUUGAUGGCAAACGGCUGCGCAAGGCAGUGGCUCGCAAGACUGUCGACUACAACGCAGCUGUGGUCGAGUACCUAGAGAAUCGAGUCUGGCAGAGGGACUACCGUGAUGCAAGGGCCCUGCAGCCGGAUUCAGGCUACUACACUAGGCUGAUGCCCCCGCUGGCAAUGUUGGCAAACCCCAUCAAUGCUGUGACCACCAAGUUUGUGCGCACCUCGACCAACAAGAUGCGCUGUCCCAUCUUCUGUGUAGUGUGGACUCCCGAGGGUCGCCGCCUCAUCACGGGUGCAUCAAGUGGGGAGUUCACCCUCUGGAACGGGCUCACGUUCAACUUUGAGACCAUUCUGCAGGCGCACGACUCGUCGGUGCGCUGCAUGGUGUGGAGCCACAACGACACGUGGAUGGUGACAGGCGACCAUUCGGGCUAUGUCAAGUACUGGCAGUCCAACAUGAACAACGUCAAGAUGUUCCAGGGCCACAAGGAGGCCAUUCGAGGCAUCAGCUUCUGCCCGACGGACACAAAAUUCACCACUUGUUCCGAUGACGGAACGGUGCGUGUCUGGGACUUCCUGCGCUGCUUUGAGGAGAAGAUCCUCCGAGGGCAUGGGGCGGAUGUCAAGUGCGUUGAUUGGCACCCACAGAAGUCACUCAUUGUUUCUGGCAGCAAGGACAGCCAGCAGCCCAUCAAGCUGUGGGACCCCAAGUCUGGCCAAAGCCUAGCAACCAUCCAUGCACACAAGAGCACAGUGAUGGAGGUCAAGUGGAACCGCAAUGGCAACUGGCUGCUCACCGCUUCCCGAGACCACCUGCUCAAACUCUUUGAUAUCCGCAAGAUGAACCAGGAAAUGCAGACCUUCCGUGGACACAAGAAGGAGGCCUGCAGCUUGGCAUGGCACCCAAUCCACGAGUGCCUGUUUGCCAGUGGUGGUUCUGAUGGCGCCGUCAUGUUCUGGAUGGUUGGGGCUGACAAGGAGGUGGGCGCCAUGGAGAACGCCCAUGACUCGUGCGUCUGGUCCCUGGCCUGGCACCCAUUGGGGCACAUCCUCUGCUCGGGCUCCAACGACCACACCAGCAAGUUCUGGACGCGCAAUCGACCUGGUGACAAAAUGCGGGACAAGUACAAUCUCAACACUCUGCCCAGAGGACUGGAUGACUCUGGAGAGUAUGAUGAGCCAACGACCACACCAGCAUCAGCCACUCCUAAUAUACCUGGCAUGGGACUGGAGCAGGCCACCCUGGAGGCAGUGCGUGCUUUAAGUGAUGUGCAGACUUCAGCAGCACCCAUUUCGGGGGGAGGCGGUCGGAAAGACUUUGGUGGUGGCCGGGAACUCGGUGGCUCCAUUCCGGGCCUGGACUUUGGCGAAGAGAUGCACUCGGAGAGCCACUCGGGCGGUGGCGGCCGACACAAGCGCACCCCGUUCUCCAAACCCAUUCCAAAGCACUUCCAGCAGCAGUGGAUGGAGAACAAGCAGCCCCUGCUGCUCGCACCUCCACCACCCGAAGGAGGCGUGCCUGCUCAGAAGCAAGACGGUGCAGAUGGUUCCCAGCCGCCAGCGACGAUGCCGGGCAUGACACCUCAAGGUGGUAUGAACCUUCAGCAGCAAGGCAUGCCGAUGAUGGGCCAGCCACCUGGCUUUGCACCUGUUGGGGGCCUGCUGAAUGCACCCCCGCAUCCAACAGGCAUGAUGUUCCCCCCACACUUCCAGGGCACCCCACCAGUCUCUGCUGCCGGUGUCGAUGCACCGCCCAACGGAGUGCCACCCAUGGGCUUUCGACACCAGGGUAUGCCAUCCUUGGCUGGUCAGGACCAGGGCCAAUUCCAAAGGCCCGGAAGCGGCGAGUGGCGCAACAUGGGUGACUCUGGCAACCAGCCACCACCACAGCACAGGCAACAGUUCCAGCAGCAGCAACAGCAGCAAGAUGGCAGUGCUCCUGAUUCUGGCAACUUCUUCCAGCCACAGCAGCCGCAACAACAGCAGUUCUGGCGAGGCAGCCCACACAAGCGUGGAGGCAGCACCCACUGGUACCAAGGGGAUGGGGGAACCCCCGGGCAGCAGCAGCAGCAGCAGCAGCAGCAGCAGCAAGAGGGACUCAAGCGGCCGUGGGGCGCCGACGAAGGGGGAUCAGAGGGGCAGCCACCUAGCAAGAGGGGCGGAGGAUGGGGCACCAGGGGCGGUUUUGGGCGCGGCUUUGGCCGAGGGGGCUUUCGUGGCCGAGGGGGCUUCCGCGGUGGCAGGGGCGGUCCGAGGGGAGGGGCAAGGGGCCACUGACGGUUGCAUCCCUUUUGGUACGUCCCUGCUCGUGUCUUCGGUGUCGCCUUCUCAGUCGUGCAUGGUGUCGAAACAAUGAGACCUAAAGACAAGCAUCACUUCUGGCGUAGCUGGGAAGAGGGGGUUGUUGUUAUGAGCAUUUGCGAGGCCUUAGGUGCUCUUAGGAAGUGUUCCAUCCCAUCAGUUCAUAUCUUCAACGUCACCAUCCUCAUGUGAACUGAACUUUGGAGCGUGUGAGAACUCUUGUACAAUACUACUACUUGUGCAAAGCAUUCUGUGGGGAAGUCCCUGCGGCGAUUGUUCUUGCACUCACAUUGUCAUGUUUUACUAAACUGUGGUAAAGAAGUGAACUUGACUCGCACACCUUUGCGCCCCAAUUCAUCUUUUGGUGCACACGUUUUUAGGACAAGGCUCAGAAAUCGAAGCAUUAAAGGAGAAUUGUCAUGCCAAAGUUAAAGCUAGGGAUUUAAGACCUGUAUACACAGUGAAUGGUGGGCAACAAAUUCCAUUUCUAGCAGAACUACGAUUUUUAAAGUUAAUUCUGGUUUGAUCUUAAACAGUUGUUGAACUUCCACACAGUUAUCUCUUGUACUAUUUGAUAUAUAUAAGUGGAACCUCGUUAAUGCGUACCUGCCGGGAACGCCGCAUAACUACGCACUAAACGGUAGUACGCUUUAACCACCAAGUAAAAAUUUGCAUCUCCUCGCGUACGCCAUCGCCGCCAGCAAAGAAAUAAAUACAGUGUCACAGAAAAUAUUGCCUAAAGUACCCACUGCAAAGCCUUUUCUUUCUUUUUGCCAAACUGGAGAAAAGAUUCUGGUACUCUCAAAGCUUUUCUUUCUUUUUGCCAAACUGGAGAAAAGAUUCUGGUACUCUCGCACGACCGUCCGAUAGUGCCGAUAGCGCGCGGUGGCGACGCCAAGGAGCAUUUCGGAACUAUUACAGGGUCCGGUAUACGUAGUGACCAACGUAGCGACAGAACGGACAGUGUCGGCUUUCCGCGAUAUAUGUGUGUGCGUCUGUACCGCGAUCGGCUACUAAAUGAAAACUGACACAGUUCCAGUGAAACGCUGCACGGCUGCGUGGAGCCGAUCGUCUCCUGGAUAGUUGCGUGCAGCGUGUCGCCUUCUCGGCUCACGCCGUCACUGCCGGGCCGCUUGCUGUACCGCACGCGCGCAUUUGUCGUAGGAGUGUUCUUCGUACCCUCUUCGCACCAGAUCGUGCACAGAUGCGGCGAUGAGCACAGAUGAGCUUGCGAACUUCCUGCAAGCGAUGCGCACUCCGCAACGCUCUAGCGGUCCUGGCAGCGGACGGAAGCGCGUUUGGGUGGUCGCCUAAUAAAAGCGUGCAGUAUGGUUAAAACAGCGCUACGCUUGCUGAACCGUACGCGUGCGUUUAGCGUGAUAGCGUCUAUGCAAAGAGGUUUCUCGUCGCCCACGACUAGCAACGCUCAACUCCGCAACAGCGUUUCUACAAAGCGGCGCGCGCUUGAACACGGCCCCGCACAACGAGGCGGCAGAGAUCGGCGGCCCAGCGCGUUCAGGUUAUCGCCUAUUAAAAGCGUGCAGUAGGCUUAAAGCAGUGCUGCGCCGCACGCGUGCCCGAGCAGCUAUCUGAAGAUACUUAUUGUGAUAAGGUUGUCGGCGGUAAGUCAUGCUGGCGCGUUCGUCGGUGGCCGCUGCCUCACCUUCGUUCUUUCCCGAUGCUUACCCGCAAAGGCGUCGCCGCAAUCGCGUGGAAGUCGGAAUCAGUGGUCGACCGAUCUACGCACUUCUCGAAAAGACGGAAAACCUUUGGCGGCACAUUGUGGCGUCGGGAAGUUCAGCGGCGCAGUAAAAUUUUAUGGCACAAAACGUUAUCGCGGUACGCAGGGCACGCACUAACCGGUAGGCGUAGGGCGAAGCACUACGGCUUAAGCGGUCAGCGAAUGCAUUAGGCUCUAUGAGACUCGGUCGGGGAUUCGUCGCAACUACGUUUUAACCGUUAGUACGCUUACAGCGGGUACGUAUUAACGAGGUUCGACUUAGCCGUCUGUAACAGCUGCUGUGUUUGAAUGCGUUGAGUGGCGAGUUUGUAUUGCAACAUCAGCAGAACCACCCAAUUUCUGUGAUCUGCAAGCUAAAGGCACAUGUCCGUAAGGCAGGCUUUGUCAAAGUUCUGGUAAAAAGCAUACUCAGUAAGCACUUGUGUGCUAAUUAUUGGUUGGCAAUUUGUGUGAUCUGUCCUGCAUGAUCCACAUAUGCAGGAAAUCAACAUGAGCUAGUUUAUUCAUAUGACGAACUCACUCUUGACUGUGUCACCCAUUCUGUUCAUUGGGCGAUACUGUCUGGUCAUUCAUGAAUGCUGCUUAACUGUGUGCCUUUUAGUGAGGGUGAAAACUUGCGGGUUACUUGGUGUAUUCUGUGGUUUGUUGCUUUGGUUUAUAGAGUUUGCGUCACACAGCAUUGUAUGGGAAGUGUGCUGUGCACUGCGGCUCUUUUGUAGCGUGUACGUGAUGUGGCAACGCUUCCGUCCAAAAGGGGAAACCUCUUGGCUUAUGAAGAUGGACAGCAUUUGUUCGAGCAGCAUUCUUUGUUACUGCUUUCAUUAAUGCCCCUAGAAAAGGACAAAUACUUUCUUGUUUCGUGAGCUAGAUGCAUUGCAGGAAGACGUGUGCACUGAGAAUACAGAAUCUACUGCAAAGUACCGCCUUUUGCGUGGAAAUGUUGUCAUUCCUUAGAAACCAUAAGUCCUGGAUAACUUUGAGCAAAAGGUAGAGUAUGAUUGCACAUUUGCCAGCACAAGUCAUGGUGAAUGUCAAUCCGCAGCAAAGCGAAAUGUGAAUAGAAAUUGUUCAAGUUUCCUUUUUUGCACAUGAUCACCGCAAGUUAUUAGCAGUGUUACUAAGUGUCAUGUGUUGUGAAGGUGUACAGAUGUUGUGUGGGGUGUGUGUUACUGGCAGUCUUCAUUAGGUAGGCCUGGAUAAUUAUCAUCAUCAACAAAGACUCAUGCAUCUGAAGCUCGCGAGUGAUUUAUCCUUUUUCUUUAGGUUGGUGUUUCUGAGGUGGAGAAAAUAACAGUGUUCUUUUUCUUUU